Messenger RNA from Anopheles nili, 527 nucleotides. RefSeq lists its product as uncharacterized. Gene Ontology annotation, molecular function: sterol binding. Lineage: Eukaryota; Metazoa; Arthropoda; Insecta; Diptera; Culicidae. The coding region runs from base 8 to 466 and encodes 152 amino acids. Gene Ontology annotation, biological process: sterol transport. The transcript has 2 exons. The record is from RefSeq and is a predicted model, not a curated record.
ACUAACAAUGUAUAAGUUUCUGCUGAUUGCCACAUUGCUUCCUGCCAUUGUCUUCGGGCAAACGCCAUUCCGACCAUGCCGAAAUGGAGGUCCUACUCCAGCAUCCGUUAAUAUUGAAGGAUGCACGGCACUUCCAUGCACCGUCGUGUCCGGAGUCCCGUUGGUAGCCCACGCAACCGGCAUCCAGUCUCGCGUAGCCACCGCAACCGUAGAGGCUCACAUAGUCGCACGCUUCCUCGGACUCGACGUCGGAUUCAGGAUUCCGGAAGAAUUGCGCGAUGCCUGCGCCGUCGGUAUUAGCGGCGCUUCGUGUCCGUUGAGCGCCGGUCAAACGUUUGACUACACGCUUAACUAUGCCAUGGAGCUACCUUUAACUGGUAUUAUCGCACAGGUCGAGGUUGGUUUGACUGCGGCCGAUGGCUCUCCGAUCACGUGCAUUGAAAUUGAUGCUCAAAUUGUAUCAUAAUUUUAUCAGCUCAACAAUAAAAUGUGCUUGCGGGUACAAUCAUUAAACAAUCUGUACAUAA